Messenger RNA from Gilbertella persicaria, 1077 nucleotides. RefSeq lists its product as uncharacterized. The transcript has a single exon. Bases 4 to 1077 code for a protein of 357 amino acids. NCBI's taxonomy places the organism in Eukaryota, Fungi, Mucoromycota, Mucoromycetes, Mucorales, Choanephoraceae. The record is from RefSeq and is a predicted model, not a curated record.
GAAAUGUCUUUGCCGGAUGAUGACUGCUUCAAAAAUCUAUCUAAAACCCAACAAGUGGAACUGUAUAAAUUAUACAAGAAGUUCAACAAGCCUUAUGUGCAAGUAAACUAUGAUAACCUUGUGAAAGCACUUGAGUUAGCAUCUAUUGAAGUAUCAAUGAAGAGCCAGUUUGAUCAGGUUCUAGACGUCUACAAAGAAUCAUUACAGGUCAAGUAUGAUGUACUCAUUUUAUUUCUGGAUACGGCACUACCCGCUUGGAUUGAAUACAUUGAAUCAACAUUAAGCAAUAAUAUUCUCAACAUUAUCAAAUUGUUUCUCAACGAACAUCAUUUGGAUUUAUCUGUGUUUUACCUUAUUGACAAGAAAAUCAAACAUGCUGAAAUCAUUAUGGCCUAUCAUGAUUUCGUAGGCACAUACUUUCUCAAAAGCUGUACUGGUAUUCGAAUCUAUAGCUUGUUCUAUGGCAAGAAAUGCAGGCCCAUUAAUUUUAUAAACGAUAAAGCAGACAAAAAACGAAACAGCGAGCUAGAAAACGAGCUGAAAAGAAUGAGAAGCUUCUCUGAUUUUCUGCGCUCGCGUAAACGAAUGAAGAUCUUUCAAGCAGCAAGCAGUUCCUUUAAUAUGUUUGUUAUUACAAAUGACGAGCUACUUAUCUGUUUACCACCUAUUGAAUCCAUGAUGAAGGGCAUGAAAGGCAUUAUCAGUGUGGAUUAUCGUAUCAAUGUGUUCUUGGCUUCUUACUUGGGAACCUUGACAGCACUUAUACCUACGUUUGAAGACUUUGAACUUGCUCAAAAAGAAGGCAUGUUUGAACCUGAAAUGAAGUAUAGUGAAUUCAAGUCUUUGUGUGCAAACUCAUUUUUGGAAGUGGAAGAUUAUGAUGAACAUCUUUACUUAUUUGUUUUGAAUGCAAACAAAUAUUUUUACCAGUACUUUAAUGCUUUGUGGAGGGAUUUAACAAACAAGCUCAUGUUUGAGCCUGUUUCUUUCUACUUGACAUUGAUGGCGACUAUCUUUUCUCUACUUUCGCUAAUACAAGUCUUACAAAAUGCAAAAAUCAUACCACCCUUGUAUUAA